AUGCGCGGAACAGCCGUCUUUGCCCUUGCUUCUUUGGUUCUUCCAACUUUUAUUGCCGCUGUCCCAGUGACUGGCGCUGCCUCCAUUAACGUAGUAACGGAUGUCAAAAGACAUGCCGAGCCUACCGAAAACUUAGUCAAACGAUCUCUCGAAGCGAUCUUACCACCACGCGAUGCCGAGGUUAUGGUUGAGCGAUCCCGCGGUGUUGGGCGCCCUGGAAGUAACUCGCGUAAUGCCGAAGAAGGAACAGCCGAGCUGGUUGACCGAGGGCGUGGUAUGAGGCCAGGCCAGAAGCGCGAUGCGGAUCCUACUGAGGAUCUUAUCGAGCGAGGGCGUGGUAUGAGACCAGGUCAGAAGCGCGAUGCGGAUCCUACUGAGGAUCUUGUCGAGCGAGGGCGUGGUAUGAGGCCAGGCCAGAAGCGUGACGCAGAGUCAACAGUCGAGCUUGUUGAGCGACACCGUCUUGUAAAGCCAACCAAGAAGCGCGAUGCUGAGGGUCUUGUUCAACGGGGCCGUAUGGUGACGCCAACCAAGAAGCGGGACGUGGAAUCUCUUGAAGAUCUGGCUGAGGAGAUUACCGUAUGA
Molecule: messenger RNA, 585 nt
Organism: Bipolaris maydis ATCC 48331
Lineage: Eukaryota; Fungi; Ascomycota; Dothideomycetes; Pleosporales; Pleosporaceae
Source: RefSeq, a predicted model, not a curated record